Penicillium brasilianum is the source of this 1212-nucleotide messenger RNA. The record is from the annotation of a GenBank genome assembly. NCBI's taxonomy places the organism in Eukaryota, Fungi, Ascomycota, Eurotiomycetes, Eurotiales, Aspergillaceae.
CUCGACAACCAAUUCCCUGGGGACCACACCGGCACGCCCGAUGGACAUUAGACUUAUGCCCAUCACAGCCUUGCGACCAUCGCGAUUCAUAGGGGUACAUAUGAUAUAAAUCCGGCCAAAUACCCUCGCCUAAAAGGAUAAGGCUACAAUUACCAUCUCCGCACUCUCGAACCAGCGGAAGUCAACAUCAUGGCAUCAAAAUGGCAAGCCAUCCGUCUCCUCCACGGUGUCCGAGCCAUAGUUGGCGGCCAAGGCCCUCCUGUGAUUCUCGUUCCAGGCUGGCCCCAAACAGCGGAGGCGUUUAGCGAUAUCUUCGAGUCCCUUUCAAAACACUAUCAGUUCUUCGCUCUCGACCCCCCAGGCUUGGGCGAUUCACCUGCUCCCCUCAACGGCUAUGAUACCGCGAAUGUGAGCAAAGUCAUGGCAGAAGCUGUCCACGAUCACUUGAAAGACAAACCGUACCAUCUUGUGGGACACGAUGUGGGUGGAUGGAUUGCUUAUCCCUGGGCGGCUCAAUUCCAAUCGAAAAUCAAGUCGCUCAGUAUACUGGACGCGUCGGUGCCGGGAUUCUUGCCCCAGUUUCAGUUUCCGCUGUCUCGCCAAACCAACUUGCGUCUUUGGCAAUUCUCAUUCAAUGCGCUUCCUGAAAUACCUGAAAUUUUGACGACUGGUCGGGAAAGGGAGCUAUUGACCUGGUUCUUCAAUUUGAAGACCGUGCAUCCGGAUGGGUUACCCAAAGAUCAAUUCGAACGCUAUAUCCAAGCGUAUUCAAGGCCGGGUGCGAUGAGUCGGGGGUUCGAGUAUUAUCGAGCUUUUGAAACAAGCGCAAACCAGAAUUUGGAAUUCGCAAAGACACCACUCGAGAUCCCCGUCUUGGCUUUAGGUGGUGCUAGCUCGGUCGGUUCGGGAAUGAUUCAGUUGGUCCAGAACUUCGCGACUAAAGUCUCCGGGGGAGCUAUUGAAGAUUGUGGACAUUUCCUCCCUGAAGAGCAGCCAUCUGCCGUCGCGCAGAGGUUGCUGGAGUUUUUGGAGGCAAACGGAACGGAGUGAAAUUCCUAGGGAGGCAUGUGCCAACGAGUAUUUAGAUACGGAAGUAGCCAUACCAGGAUGAGCGUGUCAUGUGACCGGAUGUUAAACGAGUGCCUCUAUGUUCCUCGAUAUGGGAGGCAAUAAUGGCUAGUAGUGUAUCAAAUGAAGAAGUGAACAAUAAUG